Triticum urartu is the source of this 821-nucleotide messenger RNA. Lineage: Eukaryota; Viridiplantae; Streptophyta; Magnoliopsida; Poales; Poaceae. The record is from RefSeq and is a predicted model, not a curated record.
UCACAUCGCAUCUCGCUGUCUCAGGUUUCAGACUCUCAGCCGCCGCCGCUCCACCCAACGGCGCCGGCCGGUGGCCAGCCGCCGCUGCUCCUCCAGCUCCACCGCGUCCGUCCUGAACUCCGCUGCGUCCCUCACGCACUCCGCCGCGCCUCCCCCUACCCCGGCCCUUCUGCCCUGCCCCGCCCUCCUUUGCCCUAACCCUAAUUCGUAGCGGCGACCAACGGCGGCGCUCCGGCCAGGCCUCUGGAAGAACAAACGGCUGAAGUAUGAGGAGCCGCCGCCGCCGUUGCUCGCCGGCGACGGCGUCCCCAGUGGAAGACGAGAACCUUCUCCCGGAGAUCCUCCUGCGCCUCCCUCCGGACCCAUCGUCACUCCCCCGCGCCUCCCUCGUCUGUAAGCGCUGGCGCAGCAUCCUGUCCGAUCCGGACUUCCUCAAGCGCUUCCGCAGGCACCACCAAAAACCUCCACUGCUCGGCUUCUUCAGAGGUAAUUCAAUGAGCACAGAGCACCACUUCACUCCUGUGCUCGACUCGCCGGACCGCAUCGCUGCAGCCCGCUUCUCUGUGCCCAACAACAGCAACAAACACUGGAACUUCGUAGGCUGCCGCCACGGCCUCGCCAUCCUAGUCAACAUGUGGCUUCGUCAGGUGAUGGUGUGGGAUCCCCUCACCGGACAAGAGCACCGUGUGGCUUGUCCACCUGGGCUGGUGUUCGACCCGGAGGUCCACCUGGUGUACUGGGAGGCCGCGGUGAUGUGCGCUGAUGCCCAAGACGGGCACGUGCAUGGGAUUGCUUCUCGAGACCGCUCAAAUUGGUCUUGA